Doryrhamphus excisus (bluestripe pipefish) is the source of this 1528-nucleotide messenger RNA. The record is from RefSeq and is a predicted model, not a curated record. NCBI's taxonomy places the organism in Eukaryota, Metazoa, Chordata, Actinopteri, Syngnathiformes, Syngnathidae.
UUGUGUUUGUUGAAGCGGUGUCCUACUUCCGCUUUCAAAACAGGAAAAGGCGGGGCUUCAUUCCAAGCGGUAUCCCCCGUUGUUCAUUCAACAUGGCAGCGGGGCCGAUUUCUGAAAGAAACCAAGAUGCCACGGUGUACGUGGGUGGCCUGGAUGAGAAGGUGUCCGAGCCGUUGCUGUGGGAGCUUUUUUUGCAGGCUGGUCCUGUUGUCAACACGCACAUGCCCAAAGACAGGGUGACGGGACAACAUCAAGGAUAUGGCUUUGUGGAGUUCCUUAGUGAAGAAGAUGCAGACUACGCCAUCAAGAUCAUGAAUAUGAUCAAGCUGUACGGCAAACCCAUCAGAGUCAACAAGGCGUCGGCGCACAAUAAAAACCUGGACGUGGGCGCCAACAUCUUCAUCGGCAACCUGGACCCAGAGAUCGACGAAAAGCUCCUCUAUGACACGUUCAGCGCGUUCGGCGUCAUCCUCCAGACGCCAAAGAUCAUGCGUGACCCUGACACGGGCAACUCCAAGGGCUACGCCUUCAUCAACUUUGCCAGCUUUGAUGCAUCCGACGCCGCCAUCGAGGCCAUGAACGGCCAGUACUUGUGCAACAGGCCCAUCACUGUAUCCUACGCCUUCAAGAAGGACUCCAAAGGAGAGCGCCACGGCUCGGCCGCCGAGCGACUCCUCGCCGCUCAAAACCCCCUUUCGCAGGCGGACAGGCCUCACCAGCUGUUUGCUGAUGCGCCGCCGCCGCAGGCUAUACCGCCGCCGGUUCUGACCUCGAUGGGACCCGGGAUGCCCAUGCCAGGGAUGCCCCCUCCUGGAGCAUUUCCCCCCAUGCCGCCUCCAGGGUCCAUGCCUUCCAUGCCUCCCAACAUGGGUAUGCACGCCGGACACGGAGGCCCACAAGGUGGACACCCACCCGGACCCCCACCCUUCCCUCCUGCCUCCAUGCACGCAGGUACAUGGUUAUUUUGUGGUAAAUGUGUUGCCAUGGUGGACAUGUCUAACCCUUGGGGGGCUCCUUCAGGUAUGCCUCAGAUGCCCAUGCCACCUCCAGCGCCUCCUGGCAUGGUGCCACCGCCUCCAGCACCUCCAGGCUCAAAUCAAGCCCGUGCACCGCCACCGCCUGGCAUGCCCCCACCUCCGCCCAUGGGCAUGCCGCACCGGGCUCCCUACGGACCACCCAUGGGUCACCCCGUACCUCCUGGCAUGAGAGGACCCCCUCCUCCCAUGCCCCCGCCGGGCUACGGCGCCGCUCCCCCUCGCCCUCCUCCCUUUGGCUUCCAGAGAGCUCCCCCCAUGCCGCCGAGGCCACCCAGUGCCCCACCACGGGUUCCCUUAAGGGCACCCAUGCCACCUUAAAUCCAAACAUAUUCCAAAAAGUUUCAACACCCUCCAUGUUUUUGUUUUUUUCCCCUCUCGUUUUUUAAGAAAAACAAGUUUGUAAGCUGACUUAUUUUAAUGAUGGGUUUGUAUUUUGGGGGUCGCUGUACAGACUAAAGACCACUGAUGAAUAAAACCUUUAGUACACGUGG